GCUGAAAAUCAGAUCACUUUGGUUGGCAUCAAGAGGUGCAGCCAUUUGGCAUAUCACUUCGAUGGUAGACCAAGUUGAGCAGGUCACAGCAGCGGUGGAGGCCGCGACGCUGAGCCCCAAGGCUGCAGAGCAGCCCAGUACUCCUGCAUUCUCUUACGCAGCGGCUGCAGCUGCUCCGGCGGCCCCAGCGCCAGCCCCGACAACGAACAAGAAGGUUCUGCACCUCGUCAUCGACUCUGGCGCUAUCAUCAAGGGCACCAACCUGGCCGUACUGGCUGAAAAUUUCUGGACUGUCCCCGAUGUGUUGGACGAGAUCCGCGAUAAGAAGUCGCGUGCCAUUCUGGAACGACUCCCAUUCACACUGCAGACACGUGAACCGUCGGCCGAGGCCAUGAAGGCUGUGGUUAACUUCUCCCGCAAGACUGGAGACUUCACCUAUCUAUCACUCACGGACCUGCGUGUCAUGGCUUUGUCCUAUCAACUGGAGGUCGAAGCCAACGGUGCCGACCAUCUACGCACCAGUCCGGAGCUAUCACAGACCGUCACUCGUGCAGCUAACGGCAAGAUCGUUGGCGGCUCACAGACCAACAUUCCGUGCAAAUAUUUCGGCACAGCCAUGGGUUGCAAGUACGGAGACGAGUGCAGGUUCACACACGAUGAGACAGCAGUUGCCAAUACUGAGGGCGAUGCUGAAGCUCCCAAAAAGAAGGUUGAUAUCCCGUGUCGCUUCUUCAACACCCCCGAAGGCUGCAAGUACGGCGCCGAGUGCUCGUUCGUUCACGAGAAGAUUGAGAGUGAUGAACCUACUCAAGAAGAAACAGAGGAGCCUGUGGUCGAGCAGGUGAUCAGUGAGGAGAUCCGAAACGCUGACGUCAAGUCGCGCAUUAUGGGCGGAUUCGCUGCAUCCAGUAACGCUGGUGCUGCUGAGGAUGACGGCAAGAACUGGAUCACCAGCGACAAUUUUGCCAAGUUCACAGCGUCUCCGUUCGGCGACGGUAAAGGUCUGGAGGAGAUCUCGUCUCGACUGUCUGUAGCGUGCAUCACGACGGAUUUCUCCAUGCAGAACGUGAUGCUGCAGAUCGGCCUGCGUCUUCUGUCGACGGAAGGAAUGAUCAUCAAGCGUGUGAAGCAGUGGAUCUUGCGUUGCAUCGCUUGCUUCACGACGUCCACCGAGAUGGAUCGCCUGUUCUGUCCUAAGUGCGGUAACAGCACUAUGGAGCGCGUGUCGUACAGCCUCGAUCGUGACGGUCACAUGACGUUUUACACACGUGCAAACCGCCCCACGAAGCUUUCAGGCACUAAGUAUUCUCUACCCAAGCCCAAGGGUGGCCGUAACGGCGACUUGUUGCUGCGUGAGGAUCAACUUCUAGUUGGUAUCUGGGGCCAACGUCAGCGUCAGCACAAGAAGGUUAUGCAGAGCGCAUUCGGCGAGAACGUAGCGCACGAUCUCGGCGUUAAGGCCGAGAAGCAGACAGGAAUUCAAGUGGGCUACGGACGAAUGAACCCCAACUCACAGAAGGGUCGUGAGCGUCGUGGCAAGAAGAAGAAACGCAACUAGACUAUGCGGGAGUUCGUACCUUUUUGAUAUCGUUAUCGUUGAACAAGAUGGUUGCAAAUUUAUCGGAUUUUUGUGACCAAUUUUAGCUCGUGCCUAAUGUAGUUGCUGUCUAAGAACU
Messenger RNA from Phytophthora nicotianae INRA-310, 1676 nucleotides. RefSeq lists its product as hypothetical. NCBI's taxonomy places the organism in Eukaryota, Oomycota, Peronosporomycetes, Peronosporales, Peronosporaceae. Gene Ontology annotation, biological process: maturation of SSU-rRNA; ribosomal small subunit biogenesis. Gene Ontology annotation, molecular function: metal ion binding; RNA endonuclease activity. Gene Ontology annotation, cellular component: preribosome, small subunit precursor. The transcript has 2 exons. The record is from RefSeq and is a predicted model, not a curated record. Bases 62 to 1558 code for a protein of 498 amino acids.